Triticum turgidum subsp. durum (durum wheat) is the source of this 630-nucleotide messenger RNA. Lineage: Eukaryota; Viridiplantae; Streptophyta; Magnoliopsida; Poales; Poaceae. The record is from the annotation of a GenBank genome assembly.
AUGUUUACCCGGCCACGUCAUUUGGACCCACCAGGGAUCAUACGCAUGCUGAUACAGUACGAGAUACGCAUCUUGUGUAGCGUUCGGCCUCUGUUUCCCCUCCCUUUUUGCAGCUGUCACCGGCGGCGGCUACUCUACUCUCCCCGCAUGGCGUCGCCUCCUCCGCCGGCUCCCGCCGCCGCGGCCGCCCACAGCGUGUUCGUCUACGGCACCCUGAUGGCGGAGGAGGUCGUGCGCGUCCUCCUCGGCCGCGUCCCGCCGUCCUCCCCCGCGCUCCUCCCCAACCACCAGAGGCUCAGCAUCAGGGGCCGCGUCUACCCGGCGAUCCUGCCCGUCGACGGCAGCAAAGUCCCCGGGAAGGUUUGGAAGGGGAUCACUGACAGGGAGCUCGAUGUGCUGGACAUCUUUGAGGAUGAGGAGUAUGUCAGGGAAACUGUUGGUAUCUUGCUGACCGAUUCGGCGGACACGAUGGUCGCCUACGCAUACAUAUGGGGGAAUGUGGAUGAUCCUGACCUCUAUGGUGAAUGGGAUUUUGAUGAAUGGAAGAAAGUGCAUCUGAAGGACUAUCUCACAAUGACACAAGAUUUCAAGGAGGAACUGGAACAGCUUGAAUCUGAGACACAUGACUGA